AUGCAAGACGCCGCCAUCACCAUCAACCCGCAAAAAGUUCAGUUGGUCUCAAAGAGAAUGAACCUCUCAGGUUUUAUUGUGGACGAAGGCACAAUACGGCCAGAUCCGCAAAAACUUCAGGCCAUCCUGCAGUUUCCACCACCAACGGGCGUUAAGAGCCUGCAGCGCUUUUUGGGUGUGGUGGGCUUCUACCGCUACUUCAUCCCUCACUUCACCGAUCUGGCAAGACCACUUCACCAGCUCCUGCGCAAGGGUGCCCCUCGGUCUUGGACUAACAUGGAGCAGGCUGCAUUCCAGGCUCUCUUGGUGGCUUUCGCUGAUACAGCGCGAAUGCACCUCCCUGACCUAAACUUGCCCUUCACUUUGCAGACCAACGCAAGUGAAUAG
Rhipicephalus microplus (southern cattle tick) is the source of this 387-nucleotide messenger RNA. RefSeq lists its product as uncharacterized. The record is from RefSeq and is a predicted model, not a curated record. Lineage: Eukaryota; Metazoa; Arthropoda; Arachnida; Ixodida; Ixodidae.